GCCGUACCACUUUGAUGAUGCACCGGAAGCGCCCGAGUGGGCACAAAAGUGUGUGAAGACGCUGUCAAGCAGCAAAUCAGACGUAGAGGCCAGGAGAGCAGCCAGCGCUGAGCUGCAAGAGAAGCUUAUGGAACCGCUCCAGUCUCGACUGAUGCUCUUGCUCGUAGACGCUCUUUACGACGAGGACCUCGAAGUCAGACUGACCAUAGCGAGAACCUUUCAAAACCUUUGUUCCUUGGACCGGUGGCCAAUGGACGAAUGGAUUGCCCGCGUCGCACGGAAGCUGGAGCCAGAUUCCGAAGUCGAUCUCAUGACACGAAUCUUGUCUAUGCGAGCUUUGGGCUGGAUCGGACCCUGGGCAGCGCAUUACUCCGGAGCUUUGCGCCCGUACUUUGACCACGAGGAGGAAUUCGUUCGCCUUUCCGCAAUCGAAGCGGUGCGUGGGUUUUCGACCAUGUCUGCCGCGGAGGGGCCUUCCGGUGAAGUUGGCAGGCACAAGAAGUCCUUAGUGCGAUUGAUGCGCGAAGAUCCGAGCAUGGAGGUUCGGAAGAUGGCAGAGCAGGUGUUGGACAUGAAGGACUGGAAAGUCCCUCAUUGGAUGGAAGUCCAGAAGCCUGCCUGGCGCGAGCGUGUCAAGCGAGCCAUCGCCAACCGCGGCAAGGGCACCCGCAAGGGCAAGAAUAGUGAGGGCACCCUGCACAAGCGUUACUGGGAGAAGCUGCCAAGAUGA
Symbiodinium necroappetens is the source of this 730-nucleotide messenger RNA. NCBI's taxonomy places the organism in Eukaryota, Dinophyceae, Suessiales, Symbiodiniaceae. The record is from the annotation of a GenBank genome assembly.